Ambispora gerdemannii is the source of this 652-nucleotide messenger RNA. The record is from the annotation of a GenBank genome assembly. Lineage: Eukaryota; Fungi; Glomeromycota; Glomeromycetes; Archaeosporales; Ambisporaceae.
UUCUAAUCGAGACAGUUUUUCAACUAAUAAUUCUAUUUUUUAUUGUGCUGAAAAUAAUCUCACUGGUUUAGAGUUUUUACAAGGACUAUUCAAUGAAAAAUUAGAAAUAAUUAAUUUGGCAAAUAAUAGUAUUAAUGAUCUAUCUUAUUUUAAAAAAUUUAUUGAUUUAAGGCAAGUAUACUUGGAUAACAAUAAGUUUGCCGGUUCCUUAGAACCCCUAAAAUAUCUAGACAAACUAGAAGAAUUAGACAUUUCCAAUACUGACAUUAAUAUUGGACUAGAACAUCUGCCAGAAAGCAUUCAAUGCUUUAACUGUUCUUCUCACCGAUCAGAAAGAAAAGUAAAACUAAUUGAGGCAGAACUCGCUCCUUAUGCUGAUACCGAAGAAGGAAAAUACAAUUUUUCCAACUAUGAAGUUAAAGAAAAAUACUACGAUAACAAAAUAUAUCCUGAAACAUCUCAAAAAAUUGACGAGAAUAAAGUUUUGUCAUCAGAGGAACUGCCAACUAAACUCUAUAGCAUUAAAGAUAACAAACUAGUAAAAGAAAAUUCAGACAUAAAAAAUUACGCUAUUCUCUCUUAUGUGUGGGGUGAUAAUAGCGAUAAAAAUAAGUUACUAGAAGAAGAGAAAGAUAAAUUAGACACUUUAUGA